Molecule: messenger RNA, 1495 nt
Organism: Sphaerodactylus townsendi
Lineage: Eukaryota; Metazoa; Chordata; Lepidosauria; Squamata; Sphaerodactylidae
Product: alcohol dehydrogenase class-3
Exons: 9
Coding region: 138-1262 (374 amino acids)
Biological process (GO): formaldehyde catabolic process
Cellular component (GO): cytosol
Molecular function (GO): S-(hydroxymethyl)glutathione dehydrogenase [NAD(P)+] activity; zinc ion binding
Source: RefSeq, a predicted model, not a curated record
GACUUCGGCAGCCUUUCCAGGCCCGGCCCCUUUGGAGGCGGUUCCCGACCCCAAGCGCGUGACUCGACCUCAUUCGGUGGUUCCUUGGAGGAGGGCUGGUUGGCGGAGGCUCUUUGGUGGAAAGACCGGAGUGGCGGAUGGCGAGCGGGGUUAUCAAGUGUAAGGCAGCUGUCGCCUGGGAGGCUGGUAAGCCAUUGUCCAUCGAGGAGGUGGAAGUUGCAGCUCCGAAAGCUCAUGAAGUUCGCAUCAAGAUUGUUGCCACUGCUGUGUGCCAUACUGAUGCUUACACCCUAAGUGGUUCUGAUCCAGAGGGCUCCUUCCCUGUGAUUCUGGGUCAUGAAGGAGCAGGAGUUGUGGAGAGUGUUGGGGAAGGAGUGACCAAAUUUAAACCAGGAGAUUCAGUCAUUCCUCUGUAUAUUCCACAAUGUGGAGAAUGCAAGUUUUGUUUAAAUCCAAAAACAAACCUUUGCCAGAAAAUAAGAGUCACCCAAGGAAAAGGACUGAUGCCAGAUGGUACCAGUAGAUUUACAUGCAAGGGAAAGCAAAUUCUUCACUUCAUGGGAACAAGCACCUUUUCUGAAUACACUGUUGUUGCAGAUAUUUCUCUGGCUAAAAUAGAUGCUUCGGCUCCUUUGGACAAAGUCUGCCUUCUGGGUUGUGGGAUUUCUACUGGCUAUGGCGCAGUUGUCAACACUGCCAAGGUGGAACCUGGUUCUACUUGUGCCGUCUUUGGCUUGGGUGGAGUUGGGCUGGCGGUAGUCAUGGGCUGUAAAGUGGCUGGCGCAUCCCGGAUCAUCGGAAUUGACCUCAACAAAGACAAGUUUACAAAAGCAAAGGAAUUUGGGGCCACGGAGUGCAUCAGCCCACGAGACUUUCAGAAGCCUAUCCAGGAGGCCCUUGUUGAGUUGACAGAUGGUGGAGUAGAUUAUUCAUUUGAGUGUAUCGGUAAUGUUGGUGUUAUGAGAUCAGCUUUGGAAGCAUGUCACAAAGGCUGGGGAGUCAGUGUGAUAGUUGGGGUUGCUGCUGCUGGUCAAGAGAUUGCCACUCGCCCAUUCCAGCUGGUCACUGGACGAACAUGGAAAGGGACUGCCUUUGGAGGUUGGAAGAGUGUUGAAAAUGUACCAAAGUUGGUCAAUGAAUAUAUGUCUAAGAAGAUAAAAGUGGAUGAAUUCGUGACUCAUAAGCUACCUUUUGACAAAAUCAAUGAGGCUUUUGACUACAUGCACGCAGGAAAAAGCAUCCGAACUGUUCUGAAGUUUUAAGGCACGUGUCAAAGGAACUCUGACCCUGUAGUAAAACGCUGCACACACUGUGAUUAUACCUGCAAAGACACAGUUUGAGCUGUCAAGUUAAUCAUGGGUAACUAUAGAGGAAAAUGAGUCUGACCUUAUGCUCCUUUAACGGUAUGAACUAGUUCUGUUAUAAGCAACUACUUUUGCCCUUUGUGUUGUGCCAGGAGUCUGACAUAAGUGAAUAAAUCUUCAAUUGUAGACAA